AUGCAGUCUAAAGGACAGAAACCUGAAACAGUAAACGACCUGACAAAUGUAGAUCACGAACAGGUCAAGUCUAUCACUUCUAAUGAACCCCGCUCAAAAUUAGGGCAUAACAACCACCUGAGAGAUUUUCUCGAUUUGAAUCAGGUACAGACGUCCCGGCAACAGGAUAUGCAUGCCCAAAUAUCGGCCGAUACUUUUCGCCACUUGACUCAAGAAACAAGUAUCAGAUCGCCGAUAAGGAAGGUGCAUUCGCAAGACUACUUCAGUAUAACUCCGUCGAAUACAAACUACGGUGCUAUAGAUGAAUUAAACAGCUCGUUUCAUCGUAAGGAUAGCACUUGUCAUAGAUCUCACACUUCGAAUAACCUGCUAUUGGAGACAAGUUCUCAUAAUGUUCCUGUACAGCUGAGUGAAGAAGGAAUCAGCCGUAACUUUUAUGAUGAUUUCACAUCUGUUGACUGGGUAAGAGAUUAUCUCUACGAUGUUAAAGAAAGAGAGAAGCUCUCUUCGAUCCCACACUUCCGCGGAAAAAUUGAAAGAUGUUUCAACAGUCUUCAAGACUGGAUAUUAAUCACACUUGUUGCAUUUGGUUGUUCUCUCAUUGCUUUCGUUAUAGACAAGUCGGAAGAGCUGCUUGUAGACCUGAAGAGAGGAUUUUGUGUUAACAACAUUUUUCUGAAUCAACAACAAUGUUGUAGCAAUCACACCUGUGCUAACUGGAAGCUUUGGCCAGAAAUUUUUAAAACCUUUGAUUUUCCGACACUGAGGGCCGAUUUUAUCGUUUAUCUAAUUUUGAGUUUGGUCUUAGCAUACUUGUCCGUACUCGUGACAUUGACAACAAAAGUUGACAAUCCAUUGGCAUCGAAAGCAAAUAACAAGAAAUUUCGAACAAUGUAUUCGGCAUACGGGAGUGGUGUUCCAGAGGUGAAAACAAUUCUAUCUGGAUUUGUGAUAAGGAAAUUUUUAGGAACGUAUACAUUGUUUUCAAAAUCUGUUGCUUUGAUCUUUGCAAUAGCUUCAGGAAUGUCUCUGGGAAAAGAGGGUCCAUACGUUCACCUUGCCACUUGCGUUGGAAAUAUUCUCUCCAGAAUUUUCGACAAAUUUCAAAAGAAUGGAAUCGAAAGGCGUGUAAUUCUUUCAGCAUCAGCUGCGGCUGGUGUUACUUUGGCUUUUGGAUCUCCUUUAGGCGGUGUGUUGUUUUCUCUUGAGGAAGUUAGUUAUUAUCUCCCUGGCAAUCAAUUAUUCAAGACAUUUUUCUGUGCCAUAAUGUCUAAUCUUUUCCUUCGACUCUUCGACCCAUACAGUACUGGUAAGGCCGUUUUAUUUGAAGUUAGUUAUGAAUCUGACUGGCAAUAUUCAGAAAUUCCACUCUAUGUUACUAUUGGCGCAGUAGGCGGCGUUUUUGGAGCGUACUUUUGCAAGUUUGUGAGUUGGUGGGGUGAUUGGUUUCGAAAGACUUCACUCAUAAAAUAUAACCCAGUAAGAGAAGUCCUGUUGAUCGCAUUACUCACUGCUUUUAUGACAUUCUGGAACUCAUAUACAAAUAUAUCAGUUGCAGAGCUGCUGGCAAACUUAGCAUCCCCAUGCUAUUCGCCCAAUGAUUUCACUGGUACUAGUGGCUUGUGUCCAAUAAAUACCAAAAAUUUUCCAAGUGAAAUUGUUUAUCUUCUAUACGCCCUGUUUGUUAAGGUUGUCCUAACAGGUAUCACUUUUGGGAUCAAGGUACCUGCGGGUAUCUAUGUGCCAUCCAUGGUGAUCGGUGCAUUAUUCGGUAGGAUAUUUGCCAUGAGUUUUCAAUACCUUGGAAAUCAUUUUCCCAGUUUUGUAUUGUUUUCUCAUAUUUGCAAUAGCACAAUGACAGAUGGAAUAUGCGUUGAUUUAGGAAUUUAUGCUAUGAUUUCAGCAGGUGCAUUUAUGGCAGGAGUAACCAGAAUGAAUGUAACGCUAGCGAUCAUCAUGUUCGAAUUGACGUCGUCCUAUAAUUACGUUGUACCAAUUUCCAUAGCCAUUGCUGUUUCAAAUCUGAUAGGCUACAUAAUUGAGCCUCAGUCUGUCUACGAAAUGCUUAUCAGGAAGAAUGACCUACCAUAUUUGGAUAAUCAUAAGUCUCAUAAUUUUCGUAAUCAUGAGAGAGAUUUAGCGGAUAUUAUAACAAAAGUUGAUGAGCGGAGGGGUACUAUGUUUGUGGAUGUUUCGAAGUCUGUGUACUUUUCCAGCUCCACAUUAAGAACAAUGCUAAGUAAUUUACAGAAAGAUGGAUUAGUUGACGGUUGCCUACCAGUCUUGAACAAUAAAAAGUUAGCCGGUGUGCUUCCAGCUCCAGAGCUUGAGCUUGCUCUAGACAAGCUUCAGUUGUUUGCCGAAGAAUAUCAAAUCAAAGGUGAUAUACUUGUGCGACUGCUUGACAACAGCACAGAGACAAGUUUUGAUGAUCUUAACGAAUCCGAACGUUUUGCUACCCUUGUUAACAAUGUCGAAGAAGAUUCUAUAGUGUUUUCCAACAUUGAAGAAAAGGUUUUCAUUUUACAGAUGCUGAUAACGCUGUGCGACUUCCGUCACAUAACUGAGCGGUCGCCUAUUUUUCUUGAUAUAAAUUCCCCGUUAUCACUCGUUGAACUUAUCUUCACCAAGUUAGGUAAUAGGUCGAUUUCGAUUACAGACAACGGAGUCUUUGUCGGAUUUCUGCAUAAAAAAAGCUUUAUAGAUCAUUGUCAUAAGCAGAAAAUUUUAUAG
Messenger RNA from Lachancea fermentati, 2733 nucleotides. The record is from the annotation of a GenBank genome assembly. NCBI's taxonomy places the organism in Eukaryota, Fungi, Ascomycota, Saccharomycetes, Saccharomycetales, Saccharomycetaceae.